Molecule: messenger RNA, 2635 nt
Organism: Daldinia vernicosa
Lineage: Eukaryota; Fungi; Ascomycota; Sordariomycetes; Xylariales; Hypoxylaceae
Product: fungal-specific transcription factor domain-containing protein
Exons: 7
Coding region: 609-2528 (639 amino acids)
Biological process (GO): DNA-templated transcription; regulation of DNA-templated transcription
Cellular component (GO): nucleus
Molecular function (GO): DNA binding; zinc ion binding; DNA-binding transcription factor activity, RNA polymerase II-specific
Source: RefSeq, a predicted model, not a curated record
GUACCGUGGGCUUCGGGGUGUGUGUAUGUGUGUGUCAACUGACAUAUCUAAUAUGAUAGAUACAAUUAAAGUAUAAUACUCUUUUUAACCUACUAACUAUUCAUCUUUAACUAUUCCUUAUUAUUCCUUAUCCCUACAAUAGCUCUUAAACUAACUACCUAACCUACCUAAGUCCUAAACUGAAACCUUACCCUCAAAUCGUGCCGGCCGAACUCUUCCCAGUCUUUUCCCAAAUCGAAUUCCCCCAGUCGAUCCUCUUCGAUUCCCCAAUUUAAUUUUUUAAAUUCCUCGAAGAACGGGAGAACAAAAAAAAAAAGUCUUGGCUUCUUUCCUCAAUUGUCACUUUUGUGUUUCUUUAUAUCCAUCCAUUCCCAUUUUCCGCAACCACCCCUAACCUUGUCUACAUAAUCGAUCAAGCCUCAUUAGACGAUCGGCCCCUUAUUCCUUAUUCCCGGAUGCGCCACCUGCAGUUCUGUCUUCAGCCUCAAUUGAAUCCUCCCCCGGGCAGAUUGCAGUCAUUGCGGCAUAGCAGCAAUACCGCGCCCAAGGCUAAAGGCUAAAGGCUAAAGGCUAGAGAGACGAAGAAGCGAGAAGAGCAACCAACGCGCAUGUCGUCAUCUCAGGUUCCGACGGAUUUGUUGUACGGCAGCGGAGGAUAUUCUGGAAACUCUGCCAAUUCCAAUUCCGCUGUUUCCGCAACCUCUGCUUUAUCGCCAAUCACAAUACUCACACCGACCUCAGCGAGUACACUCUACACUUCGCCCGAUUCGGCAACUCAGCCUUAUUUCGGCCCCAAGUCUGAACCUGAAGAUGGCGACGGCACGAGCAGCGGAGGUAGCGUCACCGCCGUACCUCCGUUCUCCGAACCCCUAAAGAAGAAGCAGAAGCGCAACAAACCGACGCUAUCGUGUUACGAAUGUGUCGAACGGAAGACGAAGUGCGAUCGAGGUAGACCUCACUGUUUAGCUUGUAUAAAACGACAAACGGAAUGCAAAUAUGCGCACGUGGCAAACCUCCUCGAAGAGACAUCACGGUCGGCCACCAACGGCCGCAGGAUGACGAAACCACCAAAGAAGAAGGUGACGAUGAGUGGGAUGAGACCUUCGAUUCCAAAUAUAGCAGAUAGAGGUAUUCCCACCAGUCGAAUGACAUCUCGUGGGUCCGUCGCACUGUCAACAGGGCUCAUCUCUAACGUUUCUCUAUCCCACCCAACAGCAUCCAAUGUCUUUGGGGUAGGCUCAGAACACCCUUUUACCAACUACUGGACUUGCGAGGGCGGGCUCCCCGAGGUCAUCGGGGUUCUACCCGACAAGUUGCAGACCGAUAUCCUCAUCAGCCAGUACUACGAAUGCGUGGACCCGGUCUAUCCCAUAAUCGACCGCCAUACCUUCUAUCUCGAGUACGAGCACUUCUGGUCCUUGCGAGAUUCCGAGAAGACCGACGCCGCUUUCGUAGGCUUGCUCUUCACCAUGAUGGCCCUGGGAACGCAAUUCGUGUUGACGACGAACCCUAAAGAUCGCAAGCAAACUGCCGAGUUCUAUGCCUCGGCAGGUAAUCAGGCGUUGCGUAUGUCCUCAUAUUUAAAUACGGCCUCAUUACGCUCUGUUCAAGCUAUGGUACUGGUUGGCUACUUCUUAAUAAACGACAAUCAUGCAUCAGACGGUUGGGCUUUUUCAGGCUUAUUAUUGAGGCAAGCUUAUGCGAUGGGCCUGCAUAGGGAUCCAAAUAUAGUGGUCCCUAGCGCAAGCGAAUUCGAAAAGCAGCAACGGCGCAAGUUGUGGCAAGCCGUCCUCGUCCAGGACACCUUUCUAACGGUGCUACUCUCGCUACCCCCCAACGCCACGCACACGGACGUCAAAGUCGAGGACUUCGUCGACGACGUAUCCGGGUUCGGCGAGUCGAAUCCGAUCGACACGGCGUAUAUCCGCGGGUCUUGGAUGCUGGCCAACCUAGUCCAAGAAACCAUCUCCAGCCCGCGCUCGCUCGACGUGCCCAUCUGCUCCACGCAGCGGCAGAAGUCGAAGCUGGUAGCCGACUUCCGCGCCGUCUACCGCUCGUUCCCGGACGUGUUCCGGUCGUGGGACCAGGAGAGCAUCGCGCAGCUGGCGUGCACGAACAAGCGCGUGGUGCGGCAGACGCUGUUCCUCAGCAGCAACUACUACCACAACCUCAUGCUGGUGCACGCCUCCGAGAGCCCCGACGUGCCCGUCAACAUCCGCGCGACGCUCGAGGCCGCGCACGAGGCCCUCACGUGCUUCUUCGUGCUGUGCACCCUGUUCGACCCCGAGGCCAGGGUGUGGUGGGUUUUCCACCACAGGGCGUUCUUGGAGGCCCUGUGCAUUGGGAGCGUGCUGCGCGAGGCGGGGAGAGAUCCGGCGGCUUCGGACCAGUUCUUGAGGGACCCGCUGUUUGCGAGGGCGAGGGCCGAUAUAACGCGUAUGGUCCAAAUCAUGAAGAUGAUGGCGGAUGGCGAGUGGGGCUCUGACGACGCGAGGACGAGGGUGGCGGUAUUGAGCGAGUUUUUGUAGAUACUAAGGUAGGUAGGUAGUUGUGAAGAUGGAGUGGUGGUGGUAAAGGGGGGGGGAGAGAACUUGUAUAUAGUCUCUAAUGCACAUUAUGAUCAUUAUACCUGACA